GUCGGCACGGGAUCCGGUGCGCACACCGCGUCCGACGGAUUUCGUAGAGGGUGCAGUUCUGUCGAAAACUGUCCCGAUACCACACGACUCGCCGCGACCGGGAUUGUACCAGCAGACGUCAAAGAGCAUGGUUGACCUACUUUCGGUUGCCCGUAAGCGGGAAAAGCAGCGCGAAAUGCAAGUCCCAGAGAAGAGGCAAAGUCGAGCGCCUGAUUACUCCUUGGCGACGACUCGUGACGUACCGCAGCCAGCAGAAUCGUCGGCGCAAGCAGGGGCGCCCACUCCCACACUGCGUCGGCAGCGCUCCCUGCCUACGUAUAAUCCGGCGUCAGAACCGCCGCCGUAUCCGACGUUCGGCGCGCAACGGCCACUGCCACCGCCUAUUGUGCCGCGAGAGGAAGAGGGUAGAGAGCAGCUCCCGCAGUAUACGAACACGAUCUACCUAGCAGCCAUCAUGCCGCGGAAGGUGGAGUUCAAUGCUCCGGGAUUCCAGGCGCGGGACCGCAAAUGGAAGCGCGCACUCUGCAUCCUCGAGGGAUCUAUGUUCAAGGUUUACCGCGUACAUAACGGUGUCGUCGAAGACUGGUGGGAGCGCACGGUGGGCGUAGGCGACAAAACUACCAUCGACCCUACCACAGUCGGUCCUUCGGGAGGCAUCCGUGUUGGCGCCAUUCGCGACGCCGAGAGAAAUGGGAGUGAUCCAGUCAAGCCUGGUGACGGUGCACAGGGAGAGUCUUCGCAAAGCCGAGCAGAAUCCCCUUCGGCUUCUACGUCGUCGUCGACUUCGCAUUCGAGAUCGAUGUUCAGCAGCCUUCUCCAUCCGAGACACCGUCACGAGAAGCAGAAUUUGCAUGGCAAUAUCGGUUCGCGUUCAGGGGUCAGUUUCGACUUGAGUCGUGGAGAAGAGCAAACAUCGCCGACGUCUGCUUCCCGAAGGCAGAGUAUAGAUUCUGCGCGAUCAGGGCCGUCACCAGCUGCGUCAUCGUCGGUUCUGUCGUCGGGCCGUCGUGGACGGCUGUCGUCCGAGGAUACCUCUGCCACGACCAUGUACAGCGGCUCGCUGUCAAGACAAAGCAGCGGUGCAGUUCCUUCGGUCAAGCACUUUACGAACUUGUCGAGCUGCAACCACGAGCCGAUCCCUGAGCCCGACUUCAGGAACUUGGUCCGCAAUUACAGCCUGCAGCAUGCGGAAAGUGGUCUUGCCAGCGACUACCUCAAGCGCAAGAAUGUCAUCCGUGUGCGUAUGGAGGGCGAGCAGUUCUUGUUGCAGGCGCAGGACGUACCGAACGUCAUUGAAUGGAUCGAGGGAAUCCAAGCCGCCACCAACAUCUCACUAGACCUAGAUGAGCGACCGAUGCCUAAGGGCCCCAUGUUUCCAAGACGUCGGCGCCGUAGGCCGCGUCGCCCUGAGGGCGAAGCGCAAGGCCAAGGGAGCGCCACUUCCCGUCCAGGUGCAUCUUCUUGAUCGUCCCCCCAUACAUGUCUAUACUCUGCUAUGCCGGAUCGUAGUCUCCCCAGGCUACGUAAUUACGAAGACACGAUAUCUCACGCCACUAGUCUAUUUCCUACGAACCCAUUCUGAUGUGCUAUCACCUCAUUUGACAUUCUACGGCUCUGUACUACCUCGCUUCUGCUACUUCUUU
This is a messenger RNA of Phanerochaete carnosa HHB-10118-sp, 1643 nucleotides long. RefSeq lists its product as uncharacterized. The coding region runs from base 128 to 1465 and encodes 445 amino acids. The transcript is spliced from 3 exons. The record is from RefSeq and is a predicted model, not a curated record. NCBI's taxonomy places the organism in Eukaryota, Fungi, Basidiomycota, Agaricomycetes, Polyporales, Phanerochaetaceae.